UUUCACCUGACUUGAUGUAGUAGGCUAGUUGGUACCACGUAGCGACAGGCACCUCCGAAUGUGACCGUGGACAAACCUGGGGUAGCGGGGUUACAAACUCAACAGCCAUCGAUCCCCAAUUGGCCUACUUGAUCGUGGGUCGAGACAGGACAGAGAAGACAUCUUGUGGCUCCAGAGAGACUCAACCAGAGAGACUACAGAGAGAGACUCAACCAGAGACGGCAGUUCCCUAGAGAGAAACAAGCUUCUAAAGACUAGAUCCAAGACAGGACCCAGAGAGACCAGACAGAGCACAAAGAGAGACAAGAGUUAUGGAGACGCAUCACUGGGACUCUUGUGGGAAAAGCCUUUCCUCAUCCAAUUCCCUCAAGAACCACAUAAUGAUCCACACUGCAGAGAAGCCCUACAGCUGUGACCUCUGUGGUAAAACCUUUAGCCGGGCUGGUACUCUCAAAGUUCACGACAGGAUCCACACUGGAGAGAAGCCCUUCAGCUGUGACCUCUGUGGUAAAACCUUUAACCAGGUUGGCCAUUUCAGAUCUCACCACAGGAUCCACACUGGAGAGAAGCCCUACAGUUGUGACCUCUGUGGUAAAACCUUUAGCCUGGCUAGUACUCUAAACCUUCACCGUAGGAUCCACACUGAAGAGAAGCCCUUCAGCUGUGAACUCUGUGGUAAAACCUUUCGCCGGGCUGGUACUCUCAACGUUCACCUUAGGAUCCACACUGAAGAGAAACCCUUCAGCUGUGACCUAUGUGGUAAAACCUUUAGCCAGGCUGGCAGCUUAAGAGGUCACCGCAGGAUCCACACUAGAGAGAAGCCCUACAGCUGUGACCUCUGUGGUAAAACCUUUAGCCAGGCGGGCCAUUUCACUGUCCACCGCAGGAUUCACACUGGAGAGAAGCCCUACAACUGUGACGUCUGUGGUAAAACCUUUAACCAGGCUGCCCAUUUAACAGCUCACCACAGGAUCCACACUGAAGAAAAGCCUUACAGCUGUCACCUCUGUGGUAAAACCUUUGGACGACUUGAAAGUUUCAGAGCUCACAGCUGGAUCCAUACUGGGGAGAAGCCCUACAGCUGUGACCUCUGUGGUAAAACUUUUACACGGGUUGACAGUUUCAGAGAUCACUGCAGGAUCCACACUGGGGAGAAGCCCUACAGCUGUGACCUCUGUGGUAAAACCUUUAGUAGCGCUUCUAUUUUCAGAGUGCACAGCAGGACCCACACUGGGGAAAAACCCCACAGCUGUGAAAGCUGUGAUAAAGCCUUCUCUACCUCAGGUGCUUUGAAGAAACACAGCAUGAUCCACACUGGAGAAAAGCCCUACAGCUGCCCACACUGUGACUACUCAGGUAAAACAAAUGGCAAUCUGAAGAGUCACCUGCGUAUCCACAAUAGAAAAAAACCAAAGCACUGAUGUCUGGGGCUUAGCUGUCCCAGCAGUCACCAUCUGAGAGAACUCUUGUAUGACCCUCAGCUGGAAGAACUACUGGCCUACACCUACACCUACUGGGACAGCAGAUGCAGUAACGCACAUUUCCUGUGAUAGAAUACUUGGUGGUUCUGAUGUAGAGGGUUACUCUGUCUCUCACCAAGUGAUCAUUUGCUAUGGUUUUUCAGAACAUACUGACAAUAUUUCAGACAAUACUGACUGAUUAUGUUGAAUUUGUCUAUAUGUACGCAGACUAUAUUGAAGUCCUGUUGUUCUAUUAACUUUCUUUCUACACACACUAGUUGUCUCUUUGGAUCAAAGUACAGGGGUGUCAAACAUGCGGACUGGAUCCGGCCCGCCAGGUGGUCCAGCUCGGCCCGUCAGAUGUCUUUGCUAAGUUCGAAAAUUACAAAAAUACAUGAAUUUUAUUUCUAUAAAUGUAACUGCUAUUCCGAAUCCAAACGUUUUGUAAUUUUUUUUAAUCGAUCCAGUUAUUUCUUCAAAACCAGCGUAAAUGCGAUGUCUGCUCCAGAGGCAAAAGCGCUCAUUGCCACAGGCAGCAGCGCUCGCUGCUCGCUAUGUGACGUUACACGAUCUCUUGCGCACACUUACACCUGAAGAGAAACGCCAUUGGCCUGAACAUCUGGCAGAGCUGGUGUAUGCGUAUAGCAUCACGCCACACGCCACACGCCACACACAGGUUAUUCACCCUACCAGCUGCUGUUUGGAGUCCACCCACACCUUCCGUUUGAUGCAAAGCUAAGCCAAGAGCGAGAGAAAGAUGGCCGACCUGACUGGUUGGUUAUACACCAGGAGCAAGAGAGUGUGCUGACGGGAAAGCUGCAGAGAGGCUGGCCCAGCAGCAAGGGAAAGUUUAUUGUCCGUCUGUAGAAGUUGGGCAAUGGGUGUAUGUCCGCUACCGACCACCAGGAAGGAAUAAGAUCCAGGAUGCCUGGUCAAUUACUGUGUACAAAGUUGUAGACAUUCAAGGGACCACAUGCAGUUGAACCACUGGAGGGGGGGCCUGUGAAGAGGGUGCACAGGUCCGACCAGCGACUGUGUGUGGGGUCCAUACCAUACAUUUCUUGAAUCUGAAACGGGCCAUGACAGGAAGCCCGUGGAGGGAGAUGAGCAGGGUAACGUGGGAGUGUCUGGGUAGAUUGUAGACCAGGCGGGCCGCUGCUUUCUGAAU
Hypomesus transpacificus is the source of this 2628-nucleotide messenger RNA. RefSeq names its product zinc finger protein 239-like. Gene Ontology annotation, biological process: central nervous system development; regulation of transcription by RNA polymerase II. Gene Ontology annotation, cellular component: nucleus. Bases 312 to 1421 code for a protein of 369 amino acids. NCBI's taxonomy places the organism in Eukaryota, Metazoa, Chordata, Actinopteri, Osmeriformes, Osmeridae. The record is from RefSeq and is a predicted model, not a curated record. Gene Ontology annotation, molecular function: DNA-binding transcription factor activity, RNA polymerase II-specific; RNA polymerase II cis-regulatory region sequence-specific DNA binding. The transcript has 2 exons.